Molecule: messenger RNA, 1749 nt
Organism: Hibiscus syriacus
Lineage: Eukaryota; Viridiplantae; Streptophyta; Magnoliopsida; Malvales; Malvaceae
Product: transcription factor-like protein DPB
Exons: 9
Coding region: 281-1342 (353 amino acids)
Biological process (GO): regulation of cell cycle; regulation of transcription by RNA polymerase II
Cellular component (GO): nucleus; transcription regulator complex
Molecular function (GO): RNA polymerase II transcription regulatory region sequence-specific DNA binding; DNA-binding transcription factor activity, RNA polymerase II-specific
Source: RefSeq, a predicted model, not a curated record
CUCUUCUCCAUCACCUUCAUUUGCAGCUAUUCAAAGCCUUGAAAGUGGAAACCUCUUUUAGCUAAUUCCUUAAUAAGAGUCCUUUUACCCUCACUCUCAUAGUUCUUUUACCUUAUUCUAGGAACAUAAACAAACAGUAGAGAGAUUAAUUUUUGGUGCCAAGCGUUUACUGAUUAUACUCAUUAGCUUCUCUUCAUCUCCACUUACCACUUUUGUUAACGUCUCAAAACCCCCAAAGUUCACUUAAUUUUUAAUUUCUGGGUUUGGUAUUUUUUUAGGUAUGGUAACGGGUGGUAACACAAUUCAAAACCUUAACUACCGAGAAAAUGGGGAUAAUGACCCAACUAAGAGAGGUGCUUCUAGGUCGUGGGGCACCGCCGUUUCAGGUCAAUCCGUUUCCACUAGUGGCAGUGUUGGUUCUCCUUUCAACCGGAGUGAGCUGGCUAUGGCUACGCCUGCCAGUGAGAGCACCUUUUUAAGACCGAACCACCUCGAUCUUCACGGAGAUGAUGCUGGAUCUCAAGGUGUUGCCGGUAGUAAAAAGAAAAGGAGAGGUCAACGUGCGGUUGGAGGUGAUAAGAGUGGCAGAGGGCUCCGUCAAUUUAGCAUGAAAGUGUGUGAAAAAGUGGAAAGCAAGGGAAGAACCACAUACAAUGAGGUGGCAGAUGAACUUGUAGCUGAAUUUUCUGAUCCAGGCAGUAGUGUAGCAUCACCUGAUCAGCAGCAGUAUGAUGAGAAGAACAUUCGGCGAAGGGUUUAUGAUGCUCUUAAUGUACUAAUGGCAAUGGAUAUUAUAUCUAAGGAUAAAAAGGAAAUACAGUGGAAGGGACUUCCUCGUACUAGUUUGAGUGAUAUAGAAGAUCUAAAGACUGAACGGCUUGGACUGAGAAGUAGGAUUGAAAAAAAAGCUUCCUAUCUGCAUGAAUUGGAGGAACAGUUUGUAGGUCUUCAGAAUUUGAUACAACGGAAUGAGCAAUCGUACAGCUCAGGAAAUGGUCCCAGUGGUGGUGUGGCUUUACCUUUUAUCCUGGUGCAGACACGCCCUCAUGCAACUGUUGAGGUAGAAAUAUCGGAAGAUAUGCUGCUGGUGCACUUUGACUUUAAUAGCACUCCAUUUGAGCUCCACGAUGACAAUUAUGUUUUGAAGGCUAUGAAACUCUGCGAGAGACCAGAGAGUGGUGAAACCACACACCAUUUUUCUGCAGAUGGUGAAGGCUCUAGCAUGUCCACAAUGUGCCAGCAACAGAUCCUUCCUUCUCCAAUGACAAGCAUUCCAGGUAGGCCUCCUACAUCACCGCCGCUCCCCGGAAUAUUAAAAGCAUGUGUGAAGCAUGAACAUUGAUAGUCAAGUUCCAUGCCAAACACCAUCGAAAACAAUCCAUUUGUACAUUGUGUAAAGUAAUUUGCCAGAAGCCUCCCCUGUAAGAUUGUCUUCACCUCACAAAAUUUUACCCCACAAUAAGCCAGAUGACUCCAAUUUCUCGAAGGGUUUUCGUAGGACAUCGAUUCAGGCAAGUCCUUUCAGCUUUUACAUCAUCAAAUCAGGUCUUGUAAUUUUUUUAAUCGUAUUUUCCCUUGUUAUUUUGACCUCACUGUAGUAGAAAUGACCUUAUUUUGUAUUAGAGUGUAGAGGUUGGUUGCCCAUUGCAUACAGAAUCAUAGAAUGAACUAGUUUGUUUUGUUUUUUAAACUGCGUUUCCCAUAUUAAUUCUUUGUGAAAUUACAAGGUAGGUAAGUAAAUAUUAUACA